Messenger RNA from Lepus europaeus (European hare), 2303 nucleotides. RefSeq names its product YY1 transcription factor (gene YY1). The record is from RefSeq and is a predicted model, not a curated record. Gene Ontology annotation, molecular function: RNA polymerase II cis-regulatory region sequence-specific DNA binding; DNA-binding transcription factor activity, RNA polymerase II-specific. Gene Ontology annotation, cellular component: PcG protein complex; transcription regulator complex. The transcript is spliced from 5 exons. NCBI's taxonomy places the organism in Eukaryota, Metazoa, Chordata, Mammalia, Lagomorpha, Leporidae. Gene Ontology annotation, biological process: regulation of transcription by RNA polymerase II. Bases 68 to 1324 code for a protein of 418 amino acids.
CUGCCCCACGCCCGCCCGCAGCGGAGGAGCCGAGGCCGCCGCGGCCGUGGCGGCGGAGCCCCCAGCCAUGGCCUCGGGCGACACCCUCUACAUCGCCACGGACGGCUCGGAGAUGCCGGCCGAGAUCGUGGAGCUGCACGAGAUCGAGGUGGAGACCAUCCCGGUGGAGACCAUCGAGACCACGGUGGUGGGCGAGGAGGAGGAGGACGACGACGACGACGAGGACGGCGGCGGCGGCGGCGGCGACCACGGCGGCGGGGGCGGCCACGGCCACGCCGGCCACCACCACCACCACCACCACCACCACCACCACCCGCCCAUGAUCGCGCUGCAGCCGCUCGUCACCGACGACCCGACCCAGGUGCACCACCACCAGGAGGUGAUCCUGGUGCAGACGCGCGAGGAGGUGGUGGGCGGCGACGACUCGGACGGGCUGCGCGCCGAGGACGGCUUCGAGGACCAGAUCCUGAUCCCGGUGCCCGCGCCGGCCGGCGGCGACGACGACUACAUCGAGCAGACGCUGGUCACCGUGGCGGCGGCCGGCAAGAGCGGCGGCGGCGGCUCGUCGUCGUCGGGCGGCGGCCGCGUCAAGAAGGGCGGCGGCAAGAAGAGCGGCAAGAAGGGUUACCUGGGCGGCGGGGCCGGCGCGGCGGGCGGCGGCGGCGGCGGCGCCGACCCGGGCAACAAGAAAUGGGAGCAGAAGCAGGUGCAGAUCAAGACCCUGGAGGGCGAGUUCUCGGUCACCAUGUGGUCCUCAGAUGAAAAAAAAGAUAUUGACCACGAGACGGUGGUUGAAGAACAGAUCAUCGGAGAGAACUCACCUCCUGACUACUCAGAGUACAUGACGGGGAAGAAGCUUCCUCCGGGAGGGAUCCCCGGCAUUGACCUCUCAGACCCUAAACAACUGGCUGAGUUCGCUAGAAUGAAGCCAAGAAAAAUUAAAGAAGAUGAUGCUCCAAGAACAAUAGCUUGCCCUCAUAAAGGCUGCACAAAGAUGUUCAGGGAUAACUCUGCCAUGAGAAAGCAUCUGCACACCCACGGCCCCCGAGUCCACGUCUGUGCAGAGUGUGGCAAAGCUUUCGUGGAGAGCUCCAAACUAAAACGACACCAACUGGUUCAUACUGGAGAGAAGCCCUUUCAGUGCACAUUCGAAGGCUGCGGGAAACGCUUUUCACUGGACUUCAAUUUGCGUACACACGUGCGCAUCCACACCGGAGACAGGCCCUAUGUGUGCCCUUUCGACGGUUGUAAUAAGAAGUUUGCUCAGUCAACUAACCUGAAAUCUCACAUCCUAACACAUGCCAAGGCCAAAAACAACCAGUGAGAAGAGAGGAGCCCCCUGGGCCUCAGGAAGCUUCUUCCAGGAGUAUGGUUGGGAAUAAACACGCCUCUCCUUUGUAUAUUGUUUCUAGGAAGAAUUUUAAAAAUGAAUCCUACACACCUAAGGGACAUGUUUUGAUAAAGUAGUAAAAAAUUCAGAAAAACUUUAAAAAGAUGACAUUGCUAAGAUGCUCUAUCUUGCUCUGUAAUCUCGUUUCAAAAACACGGUGUUUUUGUAAAGUGUGGUCCCAACAGGAGGACAACUCAUGAACUUCGCAUCAAAAGACAAUUCUUUAUACAACAGUGCUAAAAACGGGACUUCUUUUCACAUUCUUAUAAAUAUGAAGCUCACCUGUUGCUUACAAUUUUUUUAAUUUUGUAUUUUCCAAGUGUGCAUAUUGUACACUUUUUGGGGAUAUGCUUAGUAAUGCUAUGUGUGAUUUUUCUGGAGGUUGAUAACUUUGCUUGCAGUAGAUUUUCUUUAAAAGAAUGGGCAGUUACAUGCAUACUUCAAAAGUAUUUUCCUGUAAAAAAAAAAAGUUAUAUAGGUUUUGUUUGCUAUCUUAAUUUUGGUUGUAUUCUUUGAUGUUAACACAUUUUGUAUAAUUGUAUCGUAUAGCUGUAUUGAAUCAUGUAGUAUCAAAUAUUAGAUGUGAUUUAAUAGUGUUAAUCAAUUUAAACCCAUUUUAGUCACUUUUUUUUUUCCCAAAAAAUACUGCCAGAUGCUGAUGUUCAGUGUAAUUUCUUUGCCUGUUCAGUUACAGAAAGUGGUGCUCAGUUGUAGAAUGUAUUGUACCUUUUAACACCUGAUGUGUACAUCCAUGUAACAGAAAGGGCAACAAUAAAAUAGCAAUCCUAAAGAAAGAACAUGGCAGAAAAAGAUCUGUAAGCACAGUCUUAUUUUCUUUUGUUGUCCAGGAUACUUAAAACUCUUGAGCCUCCCAGAAAUUGGAAGCUAAAUAAAGCAACUCAAGUUUCCUUUA